Molecule: messenger RNA, 1065 nt
Organism: Penicillium bovifimosum
Lineage: Eukaryota; Fungi; Ascomycota; Eurotiomycetes; Eurotiales; Aspergillaceae
Product: Rab geranylgeranyltransferase subunit beta BET2
Exons: 6
Coding region: 1-1065 (354 amino acids)
Biological process (GO): protein geranylgeranylation
Cellular component (GO): Rab-protein geranylgeranyltransferase complex
Molecular function (GO): Rab geranylgeranyltransferase activity
Source: RefSeq, a predicted model, not a curated record
AUGGCUAUUCUAGGUCCGGGAAGAGCUACUAGCAGCCCCGCAGGUGAUGAGCUGCACACCUCGAAGCAUGUGGCUUACAUCAAGAACCUGGACACCAGAAGAGACGAGCUGGAAUAUUGGCUGACCGAACACCUGCGGCUCAACGGCGUAUACUGGGGGCUCACGGCCCUGCAUACCCUCGGCCAUCCCAAUACCUUACCUCGCGAUCAGACCAUCGACUUCGUCCUUUCAUGCCAAAAUGACAGUGGGGGCUUUGGUGCUGCCCCAGGUCACGACGCUCAUAUGCUGUACACGGUCUCUGCAGUUCAGAUCCUCGUAACUAUCGAUGCUGUCGAUGAACUCGAGAAGCGAGGCCGAGGUGGCAAGCAGAAAGUGGGCUCUUUCAUUGCAAACCUGCAAAAUGCAGAUGGCUCCUUCAUGGGGGACCAAUGGGGUGAAACAGAUACCCGAUUUCUAUACGGCGCCCUCAAUGCGUUAUCACUCUUGCGCCUGUUGGGCUUGGUCGAUGUCCCCUCAGCCGUUGCACACAUUCAGAGGUGCAAAAACCUGGACGGAGCUUAUGGAAUCCGUCCCGGCGCCGAGUCCCACGCCGGUCAGGUUUUUACUUGCAUUGGUGCCUUGGCCAUCGCUGGUCGCUUGGACCUGGUCGAUAAAGAUCGCCUUGGAGCUUGGCUUAGUGAACGGCAGAUCGAGAGUGGAGGCUUCAAUGGUCGACCAGAAAAACUCGCCGAUGCCUGCUAUAGCUGGUGGGUGGGGUCAAGCCUUGCUAUGAUCGACCGUUUGCACUGGAUCGAUGGCAAGAAGCUCGCUGCCUUUGUUCUGCAGUGCCAGGACCCUGAUGCUGGUGGGUUCGCUGACCGUCCAGGAAAUAUGGUGGAUGUAUAUCAUACACAUUUCAGCCUUGCAGGGCUGAGCUUGUUGAAGUUCAAUGGGCUAGAAGAGAUUGAUCCGGUGUAUUGUAUGCCUAAGGCGAUCACGGCGAGGUGCCUUGCGGGUACCUCUAGACUUUGGGUGGAUGGGAACCCCUAUGGGAAUCCCUAUGGGGAAUACCUUCCACCUGAAUAA